GGAGUUAAGUUGGUCGAUGCAGUUGGGCAACGACAUGAAGCAUGAAGCAAAAAGGAAUAAGUGGGGGUAAGUGAGGGGGGCUCAUAGGAAUGUGGGGCCUGCGUCUCUUUAACUCCAGUGUUGUGAGGCGACCAGCUGUUGCCUGACGUCACCGUGAAAACUACGAGUUGAAUAACUGCGUCGAAAGUCCACUCGCCGUUCAAUCAAGUCCAUCAGACAAAGGAGAGCAGCAGGAGGACCUAACGUCACUCAAAAAUCCCUGGGUAAAAAUCGGACUCCCUCACCCGGGGAGAAAAUCAUUGCGAGGAGGGGUAAAAAAAAAUAGGAAGCAUAAUAAAAAUAAAUAUUUCAACGCGUGCGCAUUUAACUCCGACAUAAACAUCAAGGGUCUUUCUCUCUCGUGACGAAACGGUAUCUCUCCUCCGUUUGGGAAAAAUCAAAACAAUCAAGAUGGCGGAGCAAAGUGGUGAGGCAUCAUCGUCGAGCAGUGUCACUGAGGCACCAGCAACUGCUCAACAAUUGCAUGAAGAGCUUGAUAAAAUAAAGGAGCUCCUUGAGCCGGAGAAGAAGAAACGAAAAUUGUUGAGAGGCGAUGGCAAGAGUGAGCAAAAGCUUGAACAUCGGUUGGGGGGCAUACUCUGCUGCGCCGUUUGUCUCGAUCUUCCUAGGGCGGCGGUUUACCAGUGUACCAAUGGACACUUGAUGUGCGCUGGGUGCUUCACUCACGUACUGGCCGAUGCGAGACUACGCGAUGAACUGGCAACUUGUCCCAAUUGUAGAAUUGAGAUAAGUAAGACAUCAGCGUCGCGCAAUUUGGCGGUGGAAAAAGCUGUAUCGGAAUUGCCAGCUGAGUGUCAAUUUUGUGCUAAAGAAUUCCCCAGGAAUUCCUUGGAGAGACAUGAAGAGUCUAUGUGCGAAGAAAGAAUAUCAAGCUGCAAAUACAGCAGAAUUGGCUGUCCAUGGCGUGGUCCAAAUCACGAGAGCUCAGAGCACGAGACCCAUUGCGUUCACCCGCAUCGCACUGGUGCUGAUGUCAUGGAGGCAUUGCGUGACAUAGAUGCCCGUACCCUCGAGGAACGCAGGCUCUAUGACAAUGUCUUUGAUCUCCUCUCUUACGAGAAAAUCACCUUCAAUGAUCUGCAGAUGAAACCAUAUCGCACUGACGAAUACGUCCACAAAUUGUUCUACGAGACAGCGCGUUUCACUGCAUUUAAUUAUCAGUGGGUAGUCAAAGCGAGGAUUAACAAUAGCCAACGCGAUCCCACUCAGAGUUCCGAGCGUGACAUGACUUAUCAACUCAUCUUGAAGUCAAAGACAACAUACCCUCUGUCCCUUCAUUACUUGAUACUGAAGGGACCUUUUGGGGACAUGAAAGUCAAAACACGUAUUCAUCGCUUUGAUUUUACUGACUCUGAUAAUGAAAGCCCCUAUUUGCCAUUACCACUUCCCGACACCAAUGAGUGCAACAGACUCUUGGCAGUAAAGGCUAUAAAUUUCCGACUCAUUAUGUUUCUCGCGUCAAAGUAGUCCGCUGAAUUAUCACUGAUGAUCCUGCCGUUAGAACAAAGCGAAGAAAUAUAUAUUUAUUAUAUAUACAUGACUAGAUCUACUGUCUAAAUUCUGGAUCGAGUGAAAAGCUGGAGAAUUGCGCAGAGAAUGAUAAAGAGAAACUUUUGGAUUCAAAUUUGCUGGUUAAAUGUACAAUAGUUCAUAAACUAAAAAAAAACAAACACUAAAGAAAUAAAUCCCACGGAAUAUUGUCUCGAUAUUAAUUUC
Fopius arisanus is the source of this 1776-nucleotide messenger RNA. RefSeq names its product cysteine and histidine-rich protein 1 homolog. Gene Ontology annotation, cellular component: nucleus. Gene Ontology annotation, molecular function: zinc ion binding. Bases 451 to 1527 code for a protein of 358 amino acids. The transcript has 6 exons. NCBI's taxonomy places the organism in Eukaryota, Metazoa, Arthropoda, Insecta, Hymenoptera, Braconidae. The record is from RefSeq and is a predicted model, not a curated record.